GGGGCUCAGGCGGUGGCCGCUGACAGCCCUGACCCCCCCGUUGCCAUAGCGACGGGACGGGCUGCCGCAGCCCCACCUGCGCCUGCGCCGCCGCCCCCGGUUCCCCCCCGCCCCGGGUAGCUGCAUGUCAGGAUGGCAGCUUCAAACCUGGAAAACCAGCUACAGAGUGCCCAGAAGAAUCUGCUGUUCCUCCAGAGGGAACACGCCAGCACCCUGAAAGGUCUCCACGCCGAGAUCCGCCGCCUGCAGCAGCACUGCACAGAUUUGACCUAUGAGCUGACUGUAAAGAGUUCAGACUUGUCAGGAAAUGGCAGCUCAAGAAGUGAUGAACUCAAGAGGAAGUGUGAAGAUCUUGAAGCUCAGUUGAAAGCCAAAGAGGCCGAAAAUAACGAAUUACUGAAAGAACUCGAACAAAAGAACGCAAUGAUAAUGGUGCUGGAAAACACCAUUAAAGAAAGAGAAAAGAAGUAUUUGGAAGAGUUAAAAAUGAAAAGCCAUAAGCUCAAUAUGUUGUCGAGCGAACUAGAGCAGAGAGCGAGCACUAUUGCUUAUUUAACUUCUCAGCUGCACGCUACCAAGAAGAAGCUGAUGAGUUCAAGUGGGACUUCAGAGGGGACCCCUUCUGGCAGCCCUGUGCUGUCCAGCUACAAACCCUCCCCUCCCAAAGACAAACUGCCCGAGACUCCACGGCGCAGGAUGAAGAAGAGCCUCUCCACCCCGCUCAACCCCGAGUUUGAAGAGGCCUACAGAAUAGGAUCAGAGAGCAGGAAGCUGCUGUUAAGGGAGCCUGUGGAUGCCAUGCCUGAUCCCACUCCCUUUCUGCUGGCCAGGGAAACAGCAGAAGUCCAGCUCAUCAAGGAGAGGCCUUUAGUUAUUCCUCCUAUUGCUUCGGACCGAGCGUCCGGCGAGUCGCAGAGCCCGGCCCGAGAGAAGCCCCACAAGGCACACAUCGGGGUGGCUCAUCGCAUCCACCACGUCACCCAGCCCCAGCCUCAGCCAGAGGUGGAAACUCUGGCAGUGGAUCAGGUCCAUGGCAGCAAAGUGGUCAGAAAGCACUCAGGGACAGACAGAACUGUUUGAGUCCGGUCACCGCAAGGCUCUGCUCUUGUUGCUGUUGAUGCACUGUGAUCCUGUAGGGUAAAUAGCACCCGCAGUAAAGUUUCUUUUGAUGCCCCAUGCAUGCCAAAUUUCUUGCAGAUACAUCAUUAAUAGGUUAUGCUCCUCUAAUGAAACUUGUGUUCAUAUGGCAAGGUAUAUAACUACUAAAUGCUGUGGCCAAAUCAGGGGUACCUGACUGCUUGCUUCUGAGCACUGCUCCAUUUAUUGUAACUACACGUGUGGACAAAGGCACAGGCUGCAUUAUUAAUCAAUAUUAGUGAAAACAGAUGUAACUCUAAACCUGCAGCAAUAUCUAUUGGCUUUUAACAUUUGAACUACCAGUGGUUCUUUUGUCUUCACUGUGUAUGUAAGCCCUUCCUACACAAACACUGACUUCAUGACAGAGCCUCUCUCACAGCAGGAUUGAAAGUAAUGCAGCUGUAAGUACAUCUGAAACAGUACUAA
Messenger RNA from Calypte anna (Anna's hummingbird), 1563 nucleotides. It is a transcript of the gene CCDC92, whose product is annotated as coiled-coil domain containing 92. The record is from RefSeq and is a predicted model, not a curated record. Gene Ontology annotation, cellular component: centriole. The transcript has 4 exons. Bases 133 to 1080 code for a protein of 315 amino acids. Lineage: Eukaryota; Metazoa; Chordata; Aves; Apodiformes; Trochilidae.